AUGUUCGUGGCUUUCGUCUUGGUGCCUCGUUCCAAGUCCACUUGGGUCAGCUUUGGUGCACCAAGGGACACUUUGAAUCUGGAUGGUUCAACGGACGGUGGCUGCCAGACCGUGGACCCUAUCGACCAGGAAGACAAGUAUGGAAGAUGCCCAACUACCGACACUGCAACGACAGAUUGCAGCAGCUUCUUUGAGCCACAGGCACAGGUGUCGAUGCAAAUGCUUGGCAUGAUCGUCGGCAUAACUGGUGGCGUGAUUCUGUGCUGCGCGAUAUUGGGCAUCGCUGCUGUUCGCCAUAUCCAGAAGAACGCUAUGGACGACGUCAGCAUGUCGGCUGAUCAUGGGCCGCCCUCCAACGGAUGCAUGGCCAGGCUCCUGAGGAAUUGUGGCAUCUACGUCGGUGCAGGUAAGCGGGAUCGAGCCAAAGAGGCCAGAAUUCGAGCCAAGAAGGCACGGGAUAAGCGGAAGAAUCGCAACCAGGAGAAAACCACUCUGCUCGAGGACGGCACAGAAGCAACGCCAACACCAGGCGUGAUGGUUCCAUCCUCGACUGUCGUGGGGAAGCAGGGGGACACAGAGAGCUUGCCUCCUGACUCCACCAUCGGUGAGGAGCCGGAGGUAGAGGAGAAGAAAGCGAAAAAAGAAAAGAAGGAGAAGAAGGAAAAGAAGCAGAAGAAAGACAAAUCAGAUCCAUCUGCAGCCGGCGAGCCUGUGGAUGCGAUUUCUGUACGGGUUCUUGACGAGGGAGAAGCGCGUCUCCCAGAAGCCAGCGGUGACGACCUCCUAGGUUCGGCUUUGCAAGAGCAAAAGCCCAAGAAAAAGAACAAGAAGACAAACGACCGAGACACGGAAUGA
Messenger RNA from Symbiodinium sp. CCMP2592, 855 nucleotides. The record is from the annotation of a GenBank genome assembly. Lineage: Eukaryota; Dinophyceae; Suessiales; Symbiodiniaceae.